AUGAGAAUACAGAAAUGCUAUUUCUGCUCGGGCAAUAUCUACCCGGGGCAUGGAUCUAUGUUCGUGCGAAAUGACGGGGCUGAGUUCAGGUUCUGCCGGUCGAAGUGCGUCAAGAACUUUAAGCUGAAGAGAAACCCCAGGAAGGUCGCAUGGACGAAAACGUACCGGAAAGUGCGCGGGAAGGACCUGGUCAACGACACCUCCCAGGAGUUUGAAAAGCGGGUGCACGAGCCCAUUAUAUACAACAAGGAGGUUUACGCGAAGGUUGUCGAAAGCAUGCCAAAGAUCGCAGAAAUACGGCACUCCCGAGAGGCCUUCCACAUAAAGAACAGGCUGCUCACGGGGAGAGAGAAGCUUGUGGACAGCGAGCGAGUCUUCAUAGUGAAGAACUUGGACGCCCUCACAGAAGACGAGAGAAUGCGGGAAAACCUGGAGAGAAAGAGAAGAGUGCGGGAGGCGCUGAAGCUGCCUUUCGAGUAG
Nematocida major is the source of this 480-nucleotide messenger RNA. Its product is annotated as large subunit ribosomal protein L24e. Bases 1 to 480 code for a protein of 159 amino acids. Lineage: Eukaryota; Fungi; Microsporidia. The transcript has a single exon. The record is from RefSeq and is a predicted model, not a curated record. Gene Ontology annotation, cellular component: nucleolus. Gene Ontology annotation, biological process: ribosomal large subunit biogenesis.